Molecule: messenger RNA, 1774 nt
Organism: Phyllopteryx taeniolatus (common seadragon)
Lineage: Eukaryota; Metazoa; Chordata; Actinopteri; Syngnathiformes; Syngnathidae
Gene: seraf
Product: Schwann cell-specific EGF-like repeat autocrine factor
Exons: 5
Coding region: 1009-1650 (213 amino acids)
Source: RefSeq, a predicted model, not a curated record
GUAAAAAAACUAAAUAAAAAUCCUUAAUCCCAUUCUUACAAACUAGGGCUCAUUUUAUUCGUGUUUCUAGCCUAUAUUCAAUUAUAUUGUCUAUUUUGAUACACAGGUGGUUUGAAAACUUUCGUCACAUACCUAGAGAGUUAUAGACAGUCAUAGUUAAAUGAAUAUCAUCAAGUUGAUGACGUCCAUUAUUGAGUUUACACAUAUCCACUGCAAAAAAAAUUGUAAUGUAAAACACUGACGAUGUUACAUUAAUACGAUAUGUCACAAAAGCGGUGUGACACAUAAGAAGCUAAUUCUAAGGUAAGUUCGACGUUGACGCACCAAGCCAAGAGGCUAAUUAGCAACGUCAUUAACGUAAUGUUCCAAGUCAAAGCUAACGUAGCUAACUAGCUAGCUAAGGCUAAAUAGUAAUUAGCUUAAUAACUUAAUAACAGUAAUUAACUUUUAUGUAACUUAUCAAAUUCAUGUUGAGGUGACACAUUGUGAAUAUAUUCAUACAGUCAAAAAUAUUAGUAUAAAAUGGUGACAUCAUUAACUAGCCAGCUAAGAAGCUAAUUAUCAAUGCUUCUUAUUGUUCUAAUAAAUGUAAUAGCGUCAAAUUUAUGGCACAUGUUUAAGACUUGAUACAGUGUGAAUCUUAAAACUAUAUUCAGACAGCUAAAAAUAAUGACAAAUUCUGACAUUGAUGACAUAAAAUGCUAAGCUAACGUAGCAAACUAGCCAACGACGAGGCUAAUUAGUGACGCUAGUCAUAGUUCAUUUUAUUUCAAUGGUGUAAGUGCUUUGAAAUAUUUCGAAACUGUACACAAAUGUUUCGAAGUUUGAAGUCGAACUCGGCUCCCCACCACCAUCAUCACCACCACCACCACCGAGGACCCUCCCCGCCAGCCGGCCGGCCACGCCCGCCUCCCCCGCACUGACCUCCCGCUUGCCUCCGGGCGUGCUGACGGGCGGCGGGGAGCUCCUCCAUUAGCGGACUUCCGUCGCUCGCUUCUUGUGUCAGUCAUGGGCUUCUUCGGGGGAUCCGGCCCGGCGGCUCUGUUGCUGGCUGUGUGGCUAUGCGGGCUGUGUUGCGGCCGCUGCUGGGCACGCUCGGACGCUCCUCGCGGGGUGGCGCCGGGCUUCGUUUUUGACCCGAAAGCGACGUGCGAGCCGCCUUGCCAGCACGCCGGAGUGUGCAUCCGCAACGACACUUGUCUGUGCGGCCGCGGUUACGAGGGAGAAAACUGCCAGUAUGCCAACUGCUAUCCCAAAUGUAAGAACGGAGGCGUGUGUCUUCGUCCCGGAAAAUGCAGAUGUCCGGCUGGGUUUGGAGGCAGAUAUUGUCACAAAGUGACGUGCGACGGCGGCUGCUGGAAUGGAGGCGAAUGUAACGCUGUCAACGGAGUGGCCAAGUGCAUCUGUCCCUCCAGCUGGACGGGCUCCAAAUGCCAAGAGGCCAUUUGCCCCCAAGGUUGCAGAAACGGGGGCCUCUGCAUGGCCCCUGGAAUCUGCAGCUGUCCUGACGGCUGGCUGGGAGGCGCCUGCCACAUUGCCGAGUGCACUCUGCCGUGCCUGAACGGAGGAAAAUGUAUUUCCCCCAACAAAUGCCGCUGCCGUCCCUCCUUCUUGGGCACUCGCUGUGAGGAAAGGAAGAGGCGCCAUUAGGGCCCAAUAGUCCACUUUAUUUACUUAUCGUUUAUUCUCAUUUUUACUGUACCGAGACUGCUUUGUGUUUCUGUGCAUGUACUGUACUUUGCGUCAUUAAAUGGAAUCAACUGUGUAAACUGCA